This is a messenger RNA of Asparagus officinalis (garden asparagus), 381 nucleotides long. RefSeq lists its product as uncharacterized. The coding region runs from base 1 to 381 and encodes 126 amino acids. The record is from RefSeq and is a predicted model, not a curated record. Lineage: Eukaryota; Viridiplantae; Streptophyta; Magnoliopsida; Asparagales; Asparagaceae. The transcript is spliced from 2 exons.
AUGGAUGAAAAAGAAGCAAAAGCUCAAAGCGACGGCGGCGACGGCAGCACGGCAUGCUGCUGUAUAUGUGGAGAUGUAGGAUUCUCCGAUGCCUUGCUCCGCUGCCCUUGCUGCCGUUAUCGCCUCCAGCACACAUAUUGCAGCAGGAUGUAUCCGGACAGAAUAGAGAUCGAAAACUGGGCCUGCGAGUGGUGCAUCCAUAAGCAGCAGCAGCAAGAGGGGGAGGAGAGAACCAGAAAGAAACUUAGGCCCGGUAACGGCCCGCUGGGCCCCAAGAACAAGAGCAGUAAGGCGGCGGACCGAUGGAGGAAGCUGGCGAGGGCGGCGAAGAUGGGGAGCGGCCAGAGGUACAAGCUCCUGGCCGACGUAAUCUGCUCUUAA